GUUGUCGUAGUCGUAGUCGUCGUUCGAUCGAGACGUGUAGUUUGUCGAGACCCGAGCUGUUCGUUCUGUCUGCCCGCGGUGCCGAAUCGAAUCCCUCUGGCAGACACAGGCACGGCCGACUGAGGUUCAGGUGUUUCGGCACUCGAUCUCGGCCAUUCUUGGCCUGUUGUCUUUACAGCAAUAGCGGCGGCGAUUUUGUGGUCGCUAGUUGAACUGUGAGUGGUGAGAAGUGUAGCAGAAGUGGGUGGCUGUGUUCAGCAAUAAACAUAGAGGAACUGUUCCACGAAGAUUUGCUGCCAAGUCGGCAUGAAAAUGGUCCUCUCACCGAAGUCCCGUGAGGAACUGCACAAGGCAAUUGCUGACUACCUCAGCAGUCAGGGCUUCAUGUCGGCGCUCGAGUCUUUCAAAAGAGAAGCGAAUCUUACUCAAGAGCAGGAUAAAACCGCAGCGGGUCUUCUAGAAAAGAAAUGGACCUCGGUCGUGCGAAUGCAGAAAAAGGUGUUCGAAUUAGAAUCGAAAAUCGCCGCCCAAGAAAAAGAAUACAUCAGUGGAGCCCCAACGCGGGACAAACGGUUGCCGUCAGAAUGGAUUCCCCGACCACCCGAAAGGUAUUGUUUGUCGGGACAUCGAGGACCAAUCACAUCCGUCAUCUUCCAUCCAACUUAUUCUAUGGUGGUGUCAACUUCGGAAGACGCUACAAUCAAGCUGUGGGAUUACGAGAGCGGAGACUUUGAGAAAACGCUCAAGGGUCACACCGACGUCGUCCAGGAUUUAGCCCUAGAUCCUAAUGGCGGGAAGCUGUUGGCGUCGUGCUCAGCGGAUAUGACGAUAAAGCUGUGGGACUUCGAGAGCUACGAAUGCGUUCGUACAAUGCGCGGUCAUGACCACAACGUCAGCUCCGUGGCCUUCUUGCCUUCGGGGGACCAUCUAGUGUCCUGUUCUAGGGAUAAAACAAUUAAAGUAUGGGAGGUGGCAAGCGGUUAUUGUGUAAAAACACUUACCGGUCAUCGGGAAUGGGUUCGUCGGAUCUCGUGCCACAGCGACGGCUUACUGCUGGCGUCGUGCUCUCAGGAUCAUUCGAUCCGGAUCUGGGCCCUCGAAGCCAAGGAAUGCCGCCAAGAGAUGCGUGAACACGAGAACACGGUCGAAUGCAUAGCUUGGGCUCCGGAAUCUGCCGCCGAGGCCAUAAAUCAAGCUGCCGCUCCAGACAACGCUUCUGACAAGAAACGGCAGGGACCGUUCCUCGCGUCUGGGAGUCGGGACAAAUCUAUAAAAAUUUGGGACGCCUCUACCGGUCAGUGUCUGCUCACCCUAACAGGGCACGAUAACUGGGUGCGGGAUCUCAAAUUCCACCCAGGUGGAAAGUACCUCCUCAGUGCAUCCGAUGACAAAACUGUAAAAGUUUGGGAUCUUAAAUCUCGUCGUUGCUGCAAGACGUUGGACGCUCAUGAUCACUUCUGCACUACCAUGGAUUUCCAUCCUACGGCACCGUACUGUGUCACGGGAAGUGUCGACGAAAAAGUCAAAAUUUGGGAGUGCCGUUGAAGUUAAAGACUUCGUCAGAGAAGGAGUUCAAGCUCUUCUGUCAUCUUCUCCUCCCUUUCAAUCUACCGUAUCCGGACAAGUGUGUUCCCAUUCGUCCAGUCAAUAACAUUCUCACCAAAUGCUGCAACGUUCAACGGCGUAGCGUCCUCUCCGCGGACUCCGUUGACUCUUCACAGAAGCAGGGGAAAGAACAUCUUAACAUAAAUCUCGACUCCGUCGAAAUUCGGAUUAUACCGCCUGCGAGCAUCGAUCAGUCGAACGAUCCCGGAUACCGUUCCAAAUGUUGAGAACAUGUGAGCGAAUCCCACCCGGUGCUCUGAUAUUACAGAGGAGGGGAACAAGGCGAUUGCCGCGCGAUCCACCGAGAUCGAAUCGCUUCUCGAAUGUCAACUCUUCGUCGCGAUGUCCCCCUCUCAAGAUUCCUUGCGGGAACGAUCGAAGUACAGAUUAUAUGGACUAAUUUUUAGAACCGCUGUGAUGUGUGAGGAGUAGGGAACAGUGAUACCAAGCAAGAUGAAUAACGCCUUAAAUGGCGAAGACUCCAUUAAGUAAGAAUACACGGGAGCACACGACACCGAUCCGUGGCACAUGGGAGAUCGAUUCUAAAUGGGAGCGAAACAAGAACGAUUAUGAGAGAAACUUCGUGUUUUACGCACAGCAGGUUGUGUUGCCGACCCGGAUGGUUGAGGUUGGCCAGGCGGAGACGGGGUGUGAAGUUGAGCACGAGCGAGACGCUAGAGAAGAGUUGGAGGGGAAAAACUCAAUACAGAGGAGGAGAGAUAAUCCAAAUGAGCGAUCGAACGGAGAAGAGCGUGCAAGCUACAUAGGAAGACCCAUAAAGGAACGCGAAGGUCAGAUGUCCACAGGGGUUGGGUCUGGGAGAGUAGAAGACAUUUUCACACAGGGAAUUCGAGCUGAUGUUCACGGCGAGCCAUUCGCAAUCUGAGCUAUUUCCAUCGGUCUGCAUCCUGUUUUCGGGAACGAAAUUUCCCGCGGCCUGACGACCGGAGCUAGUGGCUGUAAUCAAAGUGUUUUGGUCCGUUCGUGAGGAACUAUCGAUCAAAGAGUCAGGGGUCUCGUUUUUGGUUGAAAUAAAAAAAUCCGAAUAUUAUGCACAAAACCUAUCAUGCUCGCGCUGGGCGGCAAAAGGUACGU
Galendromus occidentalis (western predatory mite) is the source of this 2700-nucleotide messenger RNA. It is a transcript of the gene Lis-1, whose product is annotated as LisH and WD40 domain-containing Lis-1. The coding region runs from base 307 to 1545 and encodes 412 amino acids. The record is from RefSeq and is a predicted model, not a curated record. Lineage: Eukaryota; Metazoa; Arthropoda; Arachnida; Mesostigmata; Phytoseiidae. The transcript has 8 exons. Gene Ontology annotation, molecular function: protein binding.